Messenger RNA from Eremomyces bilateralis CBS 781.70, 571 nucleotides. RefSeq names its product dUTP diphosphatase. The transcript is spliced from 2 exons. Gene Ontology annotation, molecular function: magnesium ion binding; dUTP diphosphatase activity. Gene Ontology annotation, biological process: dUTP catabolic process; dUMP biosynthetic process. The record is from RefSeq and is a predicted model, not a curated record. Lineage: Eukaryota; Fungi; Ascomycota; Dothideomycetes; Eremomycetales; Eremomycetaceae. Bases 86 to 571 code for a protein of 161 amino acids.
AGGCCCUGCCAACUCAAGCGGUACUGCGACACCAACGCCUCUCACCGCACCGAUACAUCUCGACCUCUACCCCCAUCAUCACACCAUGGCCGCCACUCCCGCCGAGAUCACAGCAUCCUGUCCUCCGCUGCAGGUGCAGCUUCUCUCAGACAAAGCACGCGCCCCGACACGAGGCAGUGCCUUCGCCGCUGGCUACGACAUUUAUGGUGCCCAAAACUCUAUCAUCCCCGCCCGCGGCAAAGCCAUCAUCGAAACUGACAUCGCCAUCGCCGUCCCCGCCGGCACCUAUGGCCGCGUCGCCCCGCGCUCCGGCCUCGCGGUGAAGCACAGCAUCGACGUCGGCGCGGGGGUGAUCGACGCCGACUACCGCGGGCCGCUGAAGAUCCUGCUGUUCAAUUUCUCAGACGUAGACUUUGAGGUCAAGGAGGGCGAUCGGUUGGCGCAGUUGGUGGUAGAAAGGAUCGUGACACCGGAGGUGGUGGUGGUGGGGGAGUUAGAGAAGACGGUGAGGGGGGUAGGUGGGUUUGGGAGUACCGGGGGGUUUGGGGGGAAUGGCCCGGCGGCGGCGUAG